AUGGAAUGUUCAGGCAAAUGGAUUGGAGUAAGAAAGAAGUGUUUCUAUUUUUCCAGUGAUACCAAAAAUUGGACAGCCAGUAAAAGAUUUUGCAGUUCACAGGGAUCAGAACUUGCUCAUAUUGAUACAGAAGAGGAUAUGGAGUUUUUGAGGAGACAUACAGGAACUUUUAUGCACUGGAUUGGAUUGAACAGGAAACAAGGAGAGUCUUGGAAAUGGACAAAUGGCACCACAUGCAAUCCUUGGUUUGAAAUUAGUGGGAAUGGAUCCUUUGCUUUUCUGAAUGCUGACAGAGUCCAUAGUUCUAGGGGAUUUAUUGAUAUCAAGUGGAUUUGCAGCAAACCUAAAUUUUAAUAGAGCAAAAAGCUGGAAAAUAACUAUCACAUGUCAGAGAUAGAGAGAAGGCUUAGGUGGG
Messenger RNA from Ailuropoda melanoleuca (giant panda), 415 nucleotides. It is a transcript of the gene CLEC2A, whose product is annotated as C-type lectin domain family 2 member A. The coding region runs from base 1 to 354 and encodes 117 amino acids. Lineage: Eukaryota; Metazoa; Chordata; Mammalia; Carnivora; Ursidae. Gene Ontology annotation, cellular component: external side of plasma membrane. The record is from RefSeq and is a predicted model, not a curated record. The transcript is spliced from 3 exons.